AUGGAGAACUCAUCACCACCACCAAGUAAUUACGCACAGCCAAUACCAAAUAAUGAUAGACUGAUUGUCUCGAUUCCAUUUGGCUACACAUACUUCACAAAGCCGAUCAAUACUGUCUUUGAGGCUUUGAAUUCGUCAGACUGGAGAACUAGGGAAGCAGAAAAUGCACUCAUUACGACAACGCUAGCACAGAUUUCAGCUGCUCCCGCAAUCGGGAGUCAGAUCGUUCGUUUGAUCCCCGAAAACUCCGCAAUAUUCGACAAUCUUCCCCAACUGAGGGCCACUGUUGCCAGAAUGAACCAGGAGUACUCUAAUUACGACAUUAUCACCAUCCUGAACGAGUUUCGGGUCUCUGACUUUAAGCUUACCGUGUCCAUCAUUGGAAGCUGCGAUGUCAGGAGACAAAUUCACGAUAUUCGACUUGCGAUCAUGCAAAGUUUCAACCCGGUGAUGGAGAUAAUUGUUGAAUUAGACGCCUCAUCCGGUACAUGCUACUGCUUUGAUGAGAACCAGCAGGUGAAGCCGGAGUUUUGCGACUUGCUGAAACAAAUAGCAUCGUUUACGGGUUCAUCCAUCUAUAUGACAGGCUCAACUGAGGACUCGUUCAUGUUCCAUUUACACAUUGUGGGACAUCGAGACCAGGUGAAGGAGGCUGAGAAUAAAGUGAGGCUUGGUCUGGAUGACUUGAAUCCUCACUUGUACUCGGACUUCUUCGAACUAGAGUCUCUUUCUUUGCUUCCGCUCAUUGCUGGACCAGCACUUGCCAACCUUAAGCGGAUUAUCCGGGAGGCAGACUGCACGAUGUAUCUUCCGAACGUUCUUCCGGAGUUGUACUAUGAGGAGGGGAAAAAGUACGCGGCUCUGGAUAAGAAGCCACGCAUUUUCAUCACAGGAUUGAGGUCGCUUGUUCUACAGGCGAAGAACUCCAUUUUACAAGUUGUCCAGAAGAUUUCCAAGACUCCUUUUAUGAAGCAGUUGAGUGUGGUCCCUUUGAAGAGGGAGAUGCUCAUUAUGGGUCGCUCGAAAAGCCUCAUGCUGAGAAAAAAGGCCGCUAUUACCGCGGAACAGCAACACAGAAGUGUGAAUUACAUGCUUAACAGUUACCAGGCGAUGGAGGAUGUGCUAAACGGGGCAGGAAAUGCCGAAAAUGCCGAUUUGCAAGGCUUCCCGCUUGAGAGCAUCAUGUAUACUACUGGUUGCUAUAUCGCGGUUCCUCCCUUUGGAUACGAAAGUGGAAACGAGACAGGAGACGUGGUUACGUUUCAGGGAAACUCGAUGGAGUCAGUUGAGAAUGCAGUGGGCCAGUUCGUGCUUCUACUGUCAUCUUUGUACUCGUCACAGGUCGAAUUUGGGUGUUUAGAGUCGCCAGCUUACCAGGGGGUCAACAUCAACAAAUUCCUCAAUUUUUGCGACACUUUGGCAUCCAACGCCGACGUUGCAGUAUCGAGUGUGAAGUUUGGAACAACUUACGUAAUCCAGAUGCUCGGAAGUGCCGAGAAGACCCGAAUUGGAACCAACUACCUCUCGCAGCUGGAGAGCUACUUAAACGAGAAUGUGGAGAGGGUCAACGUCCAGUUUCAGCUCGAGCUCCCAAACCAGGAGCGGGACUUCAUUGCCGGCAAGAAAAACGGGAAACUCGUGAAGAUUUCGAACUCGGCCUCGGUAACGGUCCAGCUUCUCCCGUUUACAGAUCACAACUUCAUUGUUGAGCUUUCCGGAGAGACUUUGGAGGGAUCGGUGUACGGAUUGGGUCUGUUGGAGCAGGAGCUUCCGGAAUCGAUGAUGUUCAACAUCCCGGAGUCGUUCCACCGACAAAUCAUCGGAGUUGGCGGCCAGACUGUGCAGACCAUCAUGCGAAAGUUCAACGUGUUCAUAAAGUUUUCCAACUCUUUUGAAAUGGGCGACAGACCGCUUGACCAGCACCAUCUGGGCCAGGCGGCAAACUUUGGGCAGGAGUUCGUGAGGAAGAACAAUGUGCUCAUCAAGUGCCCGGCGAAAAACAGGAUGCAGAUCGCUCCUGCCCGGGUUGAGCUCUCAAGACUCGUCGAAAAAGUCAUCACCGGUAGCUACAUAUCUUCCGAAAUCAGGCUUAGUGGGGCCCAGUGGAGGCUGCUGACCUCGGAGGGCUUCAAUGGCAUGUUCAACAGGGGGAAAAAGAGGCCGACGAACUUCAUCAUGGAGGUUGAAAAGCACACCAACACGUACAUCAGGUUCCCUGGACCCGAUACUCCUUACACCUCUAGUCCAGUGGAGAUUACCGUGUAUGGCUCUGAGGCUAACCACCGCUCAGCACUCGUCGAGCUUCAGAGGUUGCUCCCGUACUGCUAUCGGCUUUGCGUGAAGAAAAACGGCCGAUUCAAAGAUCUGAAAGCGGUUGCAGAGAACGUUUCAAAGUUUUUGCAGAACCCGUCGUCCUUGAGGAAACUGCAACUCCACUUUCUCGACAAUGUGAUCGUCCCUGUCAGAAUUAUGUACAAUGUGGAACUCCAGCUUCUGGAGACUUCCGAUGUGGCCGAGCACUCCAACUUCGUCAAUAUCUACUACUACCCGACCUCGUUUGGGUGCCCGUUUAACACCAUGAAGGCCGAAAGGUUGUCGAAGGACCGCUUGGCUCACGUGACCAAGAACGAGCUGUUUCAGCAGAUGUUGACCACCGUGAAAGAUGCUCUUGACAAGUUUCACAUGAAGGUUGUUUCCGAAAGUGCACACCCGGAAUCGCUGGAUGUUAAAGUCAAGGAAAAUGCUGCUAGGGUGGACACAGACUCUGCCAAACGGCCAAUCAGCAUUAUUAAGCCAAACACCUCAAGAGGUGGAAAGGGGAAGAGAGGCGGCUCUCGGAAUAUGAUGUUUAGAAGAGACAAUAUCCACCAAUUCGACUCGCCUGGAAACAAAGUGACCGGAAGUGCGUUGAGUAAUAUUGCCAAUGUUGGAUACAUGGGAUUUCUGAAUCAGGAUGCCGACCCAAGCUUGCUGGUAGCCAAUCCAGGACAAACAUAUCAUGGACAGGGAAAUCAGCUUUAUAAGGCAUCCCAAUUCGGAUAUCAAGGGGGUCGAGAGGCCCAGGAACAUAUCCAGAUCGAGAAUCGAAAUCCGCAACUAGAGCCAAGCUUUUCAACCCUAAACCAGGGCUCUGAUUUGAGAAGAAUGCCGGGUAACCAGAGACCGAACAAUUCCGUUAUGCGAGAUCUGAACUACGAGUACACCGGGUAUCAGAACCAGAAGAAGUGGUGA
This is a messenger RNA of Brettanomyces bruxellensis, 3231 nucleotides long. RefSeq lists its product as uncharacterized. Lineage: Eukaryota; Fungi; Ascomycota; Pichiomycetes; Pichiales; Pichiaceae. Bases 1 to 3231 code for a protein of 1076 amino acids. The record is from RefSeq and is a predicted model, not a curated record. Gene Ontology annotation, molecular function: RNA binding. The transcript has a single exon.